GACGGGCAGGGCGGCAGCCGAGACGCCCGGCCGGGUUUGCACCGCAAGCAGCGGGAGGCGAUGGCCACCGGACCGCCGCCCCGAGUAACAUCAUCUGAACAAAGAGCUUUGCAGAUUAGAGCGCAAUGCAUGUGUCAGCCGAUGCUUCACGUUGACAGAAUUUAAAGGAAUGAGAUGCAGAUGACGAAGGCAGCAUGUGUGGGGAACGGCGCCGCAUCCUCAGGAAUCCAGGAAGAGGGUUACAAGGAAGUGUAGAAUCUUUGAGGGGAGCAGGAAAGUGAUGUAACUUUGGGGCCCUGCUGGCCGUGUUGUCCCCAGAGGGAAUACUCAGAAAGACGACUAGAAGAAUCCAGUCGAUCUACGCAGGUUCAGUUCCCAUUGGCACAUGCAAGCCAUCCUCAGUGACUCCGUGGAGAGCUCCGACGAUGAAUUUUUCGACGCACGAGAGGAAGUGGCAGAAGGGAAAAAUGCUAUUCUCCUAGAAAUGAGCCAGUGGAACUCCAAUGACCUGGUGGAGCAGAUCGAGACCAUUGGGAAGCUUGAAGAAAGUCAAGGCGAAGACCCUGCGUUUUGUUCAUCUGGCGUCCUGCAGGAGAAACAACGAGAACUGUAUAGGGCCUCUUUAAGGAAGCAGCGUUAUCCUGCUCAAGGCAGCAUUGAGAUUCACGAGGACAGUGAGGAAGGAGGUCAGCAACGGAGCUGUAAAACCCACGUCCUGAUUCUUGUUCUCCACGGGGGCAACAUCUUGGAUACAGGAGGAGGAGAGCCAAAUAGCAAGACAGGAGAUAUCAACACCUUCACGUCGGUCUUUGAGAAGGUGACGCGAGCCCACUUCCCUGCGGCCCUUGGUCACAUCUUAAUCAGGCUUGUCCCGUGCCCAGCUGUCUGCUCAGAGGCCUUCUCUCUCGUGGCCAACCUAAAUCCCUACAGUUAUGAUGAGACAUCGUUAAGCAGCAGCGAAGACCACAUCCCUCUAGCGGCCUUGCCGUUGCUGGCCAUCUCCUCCCCACAGUACCAGGAUGCGGUUGCUAUGGUGAUCAACAGAGCUAACCAGGUUUACAAUGAAUUUCUCAGAUCUCCUGACGGGACUGGCUUUAAUGGGCAGGUAUGCCUCAUUGGGGACUGCGUGGGAGGCAUCCUGGGCUUUGAUGCCAUCUGUUACAGCACAGGGCUGGCCGACGAAAGCCAAGCCAGCAGCAGAAGGGGCAGCUCGAGCAGCGUCCAGGAUAACCCUCUCACUGCCGAAGACUCAAAUCUGGGAGAUCUCAAACGCCUCAGCAAGAGCAACAUUGACAUCUCCGCACUGAUGGAGGAAGAGGAGCCCAGGCAGCCGUUGCUGCGGAAACCGAGCGACUGCUCCAGCUACGACUGCGAUUCCAUCACGCAGCAUCACGCCCUCCUGUCCAGUAUUCAUUCAACGAUGCUGCAGGAGGACGCAGACUUUCCCGCCGCGAGCACCUCCAGCGCAUCAGACGUCAACCUCGGGCGUUUUGAGUUCGAAGUCUCCGAUUUCUUCCUCUUUGGCUCACCCCUCGGUUUGGUGCUGGCUAUGAGGAGGACGGUGCUUCCGAGCCAGGAAGUCUCUCAGGUACAGCCGGCUUGCAGCCAGGUCUACAACCUCUUCCACUCUGCCGACCCAUCUGCCUCCAGGCUGGAGCCAUUCUUGGAGGUGAAAUUCCAUCUCCUGCCUCCAUUCAGCGUACCGAAGUACCAGAGAUACCCUUUGGGAGAUGGGAGCUCUCACCUCUUAGCCGACAUCAUCCACAGCCACAGCGCCCUCUUUGCUGAAAACGGCUCUGCAAACUUCCCUUCUUUGGCAGACGCAGCAGGAUUCCAAAACGCCUCUCAAGGGAAGAAGGCAAGAAGGUCAAGCGAGGAAAGCAGCAACAGCGAAAGCUCGGGGUCGACGGAGAGCUUGAUGCCUGCCAGCGUAACCAACAUUACCUCCAAGUGGUGGGGGACCAAGCGGAUAGACUAUGCCUUGUACUGCCCAGAUGUGCUAACCGCCUUUCCCACAGUGGCUCUUCCCCACCUUUUCCAUGCCAGCUACUGGGAAUCAACUGAUGUGGUUGCUUUCAUUCUGAGACAGGUGAUGAGAUUUGAAACCAUCAGUGUCAAGGAGAGCAACAGCUUGGAUCCUGCGGCACUCAGUCCAUCAAACCCGCGGGAGAAAUGGCUGCGCAAGAGGACGCAUGUCAAAUUGAGGAAUGUAACUUCAAAUCACAGAUCAAACGAUGUCAUCACAUCAGAAGGCAACUCUCAGAUUCUGGUUGGCCGGUUCAUGUAUGGCCCCCUCGACAUGGUCGCCCUGACAGGAGAAAAGGUCGACAUCUUCAUCAUGACGGAGCCCUCCUCCGGGCGGUGGGUCUACUUUGACACGGAGAUCACAAACAACAGCGGCCGAAUCUCUUACAACGUUCCCAAAGAGAAGCGACUCGGGGUCGGGGUGUAUCCCAUCAAAAUGGUGGUCAGGGGCGACCAGAGCACUGCCGUCAGCUACCUGACCGUUCUCCCUCGAGGAAUGGAGUGUGUGGUCUUCAGCAUCGAUGGCUCCUUUGCCGCUAGCGUCUCCAUCAUGGGCAGUGACCCCAAAGUCCGAGCCGGGGCUGUCGAUGUUGUCAGACACUGGCAAGAUCUCGGGUACCUGAUCAUCUACAUCACAGGCCGCCCUGAUAUGCAGAAGCAGCGGGUCGUCUCGUGGCUCUCUCAGCACAACUUCCCCCAAGGGAUGAUCUUCUUCUCCGAUGGGCUUGUCCACGACCCUUUACGGCAGAAGACCAUUUUCCUCCGGAACUUAGUGCAAGAGAGCCACAUCAAGAUUUGUGCUGCUUAUGGCUCCAUGAAGGAUAUCUCCGUGUACAAUGUCCUGGGCCUCUCCCCCACUCAGAUCUACAUCGUCGGUCGGCCAGCAAAGAAGUACCAAAUGCAGUGCCAGUUCCUCAGCGAAGGCUACGCAUCCCACCUGGCCUCUCUGGAGUUCAGCCUUCACUCCCGACCCAAGAAAAACAACUCGCGUAUGAUUCUGAGGAAGGGCAGCUUUGGUCUGCACUCCCAACCCGACUUCCUGCGUAAAAGGAACCACCUCCGAAGGACUAUGUCUGUCCAGCAGCCCGACCCACCAUCCUUGACCCCCAAACCCGAGCGUGCCCAAAGCCAACCCGAGUCUGAUAAGGACCAUGACCGGCAUUUGCCUCCCAUUGGGUGGGUGAGAGGCGGGAUUCAUAAGUUCGAGUCUGCUCCAUAGCGACUGUCCAGGGUGGGGCCGCGGCUCGGGCAUUCCGUGAUCAGCUUGUGGGCGUGCCUCCUCGAGGCUUUUUGAGCACCUUCCGGGUCAAAGGUGAAAGGAGCCAGAGUCCUUGGAGGCUCCGGGUUUUGCCUUCCACAUCCCCCCCAAGGGGAGCUUCCUGUUUGUCCUCUCGUCUGUGUCCGACCGGGAAACGUUAAGAGCAGAGGAGAUCCAUCGCCUCCAGAGGUUGCAGCGCCGGAUGGGCAAAGGAGCUUGUCUUUCAGUGUUUACUUUGUUUCAAAAAUGUGCAGUGACGGGGGGAAAGCUCCAGCUUUAUCCAAGGAGAGAGGGUGCCUGAGGGACAGCGACACCGCUAGUAUCUAAAACCUAUUUCUCAACCUAAAAAAGGGGCAAGGCUCGUGGCGUACCAGUGCUGUGUCAACAGCUUUUGGGGAAGGUAACUUCCAACAGGUGGUCCUGGACUGAAGCUGAGUGAGCUAGCUGUGUCAAUGAGAAUCUCUUGGGUUCCUUACACCCAGGGUCCGUGUCUUUCAACCUCGCAGGCGACUCGAGGCCAGAAAAUCGGUCGAUCUGUACAUUUUGCCAGAAACACGCGGGUCGAUGCGAAAAUGAAGCUGCAAGCAAGGUGCAGUUUUGGCCUCUGAAUUUGGCCUCCUCAGGAAGCGUGGCAGAAGGAAGAGAGGCUCUCAGAAAAGUGGGCCUGCAGGCUGAAGAUCCUUUGGAGCAGUUUCAGAGGGGUGGAAACAGACUCCUGCCACGCCCCUGGAUUGUUUAUGCUCUUGCUUUUCGGAUACGUGGAAAUAAAAAGCGUUUUGGAGCAAUGUGUUUAAAAAACCAAAUAGUGUUAGAGGUCCGUGCGCAGCUCUUCCUCCCGCCAGCUCGCACCCCUGCCGAGAGCUCAGAAGGCACAUUCCAGUGUCGCUUCACAUGGUGGCGUGUCACGUGUGUCCGAGUGGUGUCUUGUGGCGCUUGUUUGACUGUGCAGGUGUUCCUCAUGCUUCAAGCCAAGAAGUUGGUGUGUCUCUUUUUCAGUAUUAAAUGUGGGUCUUGA
Sphaerodactylus townsendi is the source of this 4298-nucleotide messenger RNA. It is a transcript of the gene PITPNM3, whose product is annotated as PITPNM family member 3. Bases 386 to 3244 code for a protein of 952 amino acids. Gene Ontology annotation, cellular component: cytoplasm. Gene Ontology annotation, biological process: phospholipid transport. The record is from RefSeq and is a predicted model, not a curated record. The transcript has 21 exons. Gene Ontology annotation, molecular function: phosphatidylcholine intramembrane carrier activity; metal ion binding; phosphatidylinositol binding. Lineage: Eukaryota; Metazoa; Chordata; Lepidosauria; Squamata; Sphaerodactylidae.